CCCCACUCCCCCGGACGUUUACGUAACUUUUUUUGUUCGCCCCCACCCCUUCAAUAACUCCAUGUGCUACAUCUCUCUCUCUCUUCAAACUCCUCGUCAUCAUAGCUAUCAAUCUCUCUCCCUCCCUCCACACAAUUCUCAGGCCCUUCUCCUUCCCUCUGAUUAUUUAAGCCUUUAAUUCUCUCUCCCAUGGUUUCUCUCUUCUCUCCUUUCCCAUGCGUCCACACUCGCUCUUCGCUCUCCCGAGGUGGCUCGGAAUAGCCCGGCGAAGGGCGUCGUCCUCGGACAGCAACGACGAUGUCGUCGACGACGACAACGCAGUCUCGAACUCGGUGGAAUGCUACGCCUGCACCCAGGUGGGCCUCCCCGUUUUCCAUUCCACCAGCUGCGACCAGGCCCACCAGCCUGAGUGGGAGGCCUCCGCCGGCUCCUCGCUAGUCCCCAUUCAGAGCCGGCCCGGCAAGGGCGUCCGCUCGGCGGCCAACCGGCGCCUCUCGGGCCCCUUCGGGUGGGUACUUGACCCGAGGAGCAAGCGGGUGCAGAGGUGGAACAGGGCGUUUCUGCUCGCACGUGGAAUGGCGCUGGCCGUUGAUCCCCUCUUCUUUUACGCGCUCUCCAUCGGCCGCGGCGGUUCUCCCUGCCUCUACAUGGACGGCGGGCUGGCGGCCAUCGUCACCGUUCUCCGUACGUGCGUGGACGGGGUUCACCUCUUCCACUUGUGGCUCCAGUUUCGGCUCGCGUACGUGUCCAGGGAAUCCUUGGUGGUCGGCUGCGGCAAGCUCGUGUGGGACGCACGUGCCAUCGCCUCCCACUACGUCCGCUCCCUCAAAGGCUUCUGGUUUGACGUCUUCGUAAUCUUACCCGUUCCACAGGCUGUGUUCUGGUUGGUGGUACCGAGAUUGAUCAGAGAAGAGCAGAUAAAGAUCAUAAUGACAAUACUUCUGCUAAUCUUCUUGUUCCAAUUCCUCCCCAAGGUGUAUCACAGCAUUUGCUUGAUGCGCAGGAUGCAGAAGGUCACCGGCUAUAUCUUUGGCAGCAUUUGGUGGGGCUUCGGGCUCAAUCUCAUAGCCUACUUCAUCGCCUCUCAUGUUGCCGGGGGGUGCUGGUAUGUUCUCGCCAUACAGCGUGUGGCAUCGUGCCUAAGGCAGCAAUGCCGCGGAAAUAGUCAGUGUAAUCUCCGUUUGUCCUGCUCGGAGGAGGUUUGCUACCAGUUUCUGUUGCCGGCGAACACAGUAGGGAACCCAUGCGGCGGUAACGCAACGGCUAUGUUCAGAAAGCCAUUGUGCUUGGAUGUAAAUGGACCUUAUCCUUAUGGGAUCUACAAAUGGGCUCUUCCAGUCAUCUCCAGCAACUCUCUCGCUGUUAAGAUUCUGUAUCCCAUUUUCUGGGGUUUAAUGUCCCUCAGCACUUUCGGCAAUGAUCUUGAGCCCACAAGCCACUGGCUGGAAGUCAUCUUCAGCAUAUGUAUUGUUCUCAGCGGCUUAAUGUUAUUCACUCUGUUAAUUGGGAACAUUCAGGUGUUCUUGCACGCGGUUAUGGCAAAGAAGAGGAAGAUGCAGCUGAGAUGCCGGGACAUGGAAUGGUGGAUGAGGCGGAGGCAACUGCCAUCUCAACUUAGACAAAGAGUCCGCCAUUUCGAACGCCAUAGGUGGGCAGCCAUGGGAGGAGAAGACGAGAUGGAACUCAUCAAAGACUUGCCCGAGGGCCUACGCCGGGACAUUAAACGCUACCUCUGCCUAGAUCUCAUCAGAAUGGUACCAAUCUUCCACAAUUUGGACGAUCUCAUCCUGGAUAACAUCUGUGACCGCGUCAAGCCCCUUGUGUUCUCCAAAAACGAGAAGAUUAUCAGAGAAGGAGACCCUGUUCAACGAAUUGUGUUCAUCGUCCAUGGCAGAGUAAAAAGCAGCCAGAACCUCAGCAAAGGAAUGGUCGCCACAAGCAUCCUGGAUCCCGGCGGAUUUCUGGGCGACGAGCUCCUCUCGUGGUGCCUCCGCCGGCCGUUCAUAGACCGCCUUCCGGCUUCGUCCGCCACGUUUUCUUGCACUGAAUCGACUGAAGCGUUUGGUCUGGACGCAAACCACCUCCGCUACAUCACCGAUCACUUCCGCUACAAAUUCGCCAACGAGCGGCUGAAGCGAACGGCCAGGUACUACUCCUCCAACUGGAGAACCUGGGCCGCGGUGAACAUCCAAUUGGCGUGGCGGCGCUACGUCGUGAGGACUCGGGGCCAGGUGACUCAGGCGGCGGAGAACGGCGGCAAUGAAUGGCUCCUUCGGCAGUACGCCGCCGUGUUCAUGUCAAUCCGGCCGCACGACCACCUUGAAUGAGCAUUUUUUUUCUCCAAAAAAAAAAAGGAAGAAGAAAACCAAAGUGCUUGUAUUCUAAUUCAUGAUUUUCAUUUAGUCAUUUGGCUCCAUUGAUGUAACAAGUUGUUCACUUCACGGGGAUUAGUAAUAAAUAAAAAUAAAUGCAUUCUUAUUGCCUGCGAUGAAUAUAA
Molecule: messenger RNA, 2497 nt
Organism: Diospyros lotus (date-plum)
Lineage: Eukaryota; Viridiplantae; Streptophyta; Magnoliopsida; Ericales; Ebenaceae
Product: cyclic nucleotide-gated ion channel 2
Exons: 8
Coding region: 216-2327 (703 amino acids)
Biological process (GO): transmembrane transport; monoatomic ion transport
Cellular component (GO): membrane
Molecular function (GO): monoatomic ion channel activity; protein binding
Source: RefSeq, a predicted model, not a curated record